AUGAGGAACAACAAGAUAUCUAUUCUACAACAUCACGAACUCGAACGUCCUCACUUGUCAAAGCAGAGGACGACAAUUAUCAAAGUCUCACGUCAUCGCAGGAGUACUGAUGUAACAGUAACUAAGACGCUCCUCACAACUCUCCAUCUCCUGACAAGGAUCGUCUCCUUACAAGGAUUGAGAGAACAGCACUUAUUUGCAGUUCAUGUACCCGCCGACUGGGUACAGGUGUUGCCUCUACUCUAU
Amoebophrya sp. A25 is the source of this 246-nucleotide messenger RNA. The record is from the annotation of a GenBank genome assembly. NCBI's taxonomy places the organism in Eukaryota, Dinophyceae, Syndiniales, Amoebophryaceae.